AUGUUGCGUAUGGUUUGGCCCUGGAUAGGGCUGCUGUCGGUCACCUAUGCCGCUCCUAAAGCCCCCAUUGACUUUUCGACUCUCCUCGCAAAUACAACCAAUUUGUGGUCGCACGGCACGGUGGUCUCUCUACCCGAAGAUGCCUACUUCGAGAAUGCCACCGAACGCUGGACCACCUGGGCGGCUCCCAGCUAUUUUGCUGCUGUCAGUCCGGCUACCGAGCAGGACGUGGCCACCGCCAUCAAACUGGCUACCUCUGCGAAUAUCUCUUUCCUGACCACUGGCGGCCGUCACGGAUUCACAGUCACGUUGGGGGAGCUGGAUCAAGGACUGGCCAUCGACCUUGGCCAGCUCAAUUCCUACCAGAUUGACUCGAUCGCCGAAACCGUCACCAUCGGCGGCUCCACCACCAUUGGUGACUUGUUGGAACCGCUCGCUGCGGCCGGAUUCAUGAUUCAAAGCGGCUCCGGCUCUUGUCCGGGAUACGUGGGUCUGACCGUGGGCGCGGGAGUCGGACGGUACAUGGGCUAUUUUGGCCUGGUAAGUGACGGACUGGUCUCUGCUCGGAUGGUCACAGCGGACGGAAGACUGGUCCAGGUCUCUGCCACCGAGAAUUCCGAUCUCUUCUGGGGUCUUCGAGGUGCCGGGGCCAACCUGGGAGUCAUCACGUCCGCCACCUACAAGCUGCACCGGAUGUCGGACCACAACAACGGCAUGAUCAUGAAUGCCGACUUCAUCUUCCCUCUCAACCAUACCGAGGCGUACUUCCGGUACUUGGCCACGUGGAGCGGACGCAUGCCAGCCCACGUGGCCGCCAUCACGCUGGUGAACUAUAACACCACCACUCAGGAGCCCCAGGUGCACGCGAACUGGAUUUAUAUCGGUCCCGAGGCCGAGGCCCGUCAGUUCCUGGCUCCGAUCCUCGCGCUUCACCCCGCCUCGUCGACCCUGACUUACGUGCCGUGGAACAAACUGCUCGCUACCGCCGGGGGCGCCGGCUUCAACGACGCCCUGUGCCAAAAGGGGGCCAACCGGAACUUCUACACCGUGAACCUGCGCACCCUCACCGCAACCACCUUCCAGGAGACCUUCGACCAGAUGGCAGAGUUCUACGCCGGGUACCCCGAUGCUCCGUCCACCUACAUCAACAUCGAGACCUUUCCGAAUCAAGCCACCGUCGCCGUGCCGGACGAUGCCACCGCCUAUCCCUGGCGAGACGCGAUUGGCUUCAUUCAGGUAGGAAUCAUCCCGAAUGAGGGCGCGAGCAACGAGACGCAGCAAGCCGGAGAUCAGCUGGCUCUGCGGCUCCGUCAGAGUUGGGUCCAGACCUCAGGCUACCCGGACCUCUCGAUCUACGUGAAUUACGCCCAUGGCGACGAGACGCUAGAACAGAUCUACGGGCGGAACAAAUUGCCGCGGCUGGCGGCGUUGAAGAAGCAGUGGGAUCCCAAGAACGUUUUUGGUUAUAAUAAUGCGUUGCCCACGACGUAUCAUUGA
Aspergillus saccharolyticus JOP 1030-1 is the source of this 1497-nucleotide messenger RNA. Its product is annotated as FAD-binding oxidoreductase. Gene Ontology annotation, molecular function: oxidoreductase activity; FAD binding. The transcript has 5 exons. The coding region runs from base 1 to 1497 and encodes 498 amino acids. NCBI's taxonomy places the organism in Eukaryota, Fungi, Ascomycota, Eurotiomycetes, Eurotiales, Aspergillaceae. The record is from RefSeq and is a predicted model, not a curated record.